UUAAAAUUUGGUAAAUUUUAGGAGCUCAAAGCAGCCGCAUCUCGAGCUUUAGCUCGGCCGGCUCUGUCUCCCUAAUUAGACCUUUCCCUUCACGUUUGCAAGGAGAAUUCAAAUGGCGCUUUAGUGUAGUUGUGGUUUCCUUUUCUUAGUCAAACAGCUUGCUUUACUCCUGUGGUUCUUUGUAUGCAAAGAAAUCAAUAUGGAGAAAGCAAUGCUCAAAUAAUUUCAUCCAUAAGUAAUGGCAAAUGCAAUAACCUCAUCUUUGUUGCUUCAACAGGGAGCUUCUUAUUCCUUUUCCAUUCCCCUUGUUGCUCUCUCUCUCUCUCUCUCUCUCUCUCUCUCUCUCUCUCUCUCUCUCUCUCUCUCUCUCUCUCUCUCUCUCGCACCUACUGCACUAACUUCUCUCUUAUCGUACAAUGUAUAUCGUUGGUCUUGUGAUCCUAUAUUCCACACUCUCUUAUCUACUCUUCGAUAAGAUAAGUAGAGAUGAUCAUAUGCAUCCCGACCAAGAUGAUCAUACUACUUCUUUGUCUACAUUCAUCGAAGAGUUGCCAGUGAUCUCUUUUCCAGACCGCGAGUUAGCCGAGCCCUCCACCUGUGUCAUUUGCUUGGAAAUUUUUCAACACGAGGAGCGUUGCCGGGUGUUUCCGGUUUGCAAGCAUUUGUUUCAUGCCCACUGCAUUGAUCUUUGGUUGGCGAAACGAUUCACUUGCCCAAUUUGUCGCGCCCCGUGCAAAAUUCAAGUGAAUUCAAGAGUAUCUGUAGCGGAAGAAAUGGAGGGAGAGUGGCUGCAUCGUACUCGGAGUUUUUGGUAGAGGACUGAGUUCUGCCGUCCGUGCCGAGAUGAAUGACCAGAUCAGCCACUUGGCAGCAUCUCCCAUUCCGAACUGAGUGCAGUUUGAUAGUGUGAAGAGAUGAUACAUAUUGCUGAAGUCUUAAAUAGGGUUACCACAUUUGCUAUAGACGUCAAUGUAAUUUGAUUAGUAAUUGACCAAGAAAGGGAUUACAGAUGGACAAAUUGUUGAUUUUGAUUGGCAGUGUUUUGCAUAUAAUGGGAGCAUCAAUUCGAGUAAUACACACCAUUAUUGUUUUAAAUAUAACUUCUGAAAGUUGUA
Molecule: messenger RNA, 1115 nt
Organism: Rhododendron vialii
Lineage: Eukaryota; Viridiplantae; Streptophyta; Magnoliopsida; Ericales; Ericaceae
Product: putative RING-H2 finger protein ATL61
Exons: 2
Coding region: 417-815 (132 amino acids)
Source: RefSeq, a predicted model, not a curated record